Messenger RNA from Striga hermonthica, 1047 nucleotides. Lineage: Eukaryota; Viridiplantae; Streptophyta; Magnoliopsida; Lamiales; Orobanchaceae. The record is from the annotation of a GenBank genome assembly.
AUGCCUUUAUUAGAUAUUGCUAUUUCACAGCCGUGGUCUUGUUACAGCAACAAUAGAUUAACGAUUAGGUCCCAUGCCGGUAAUAAAUAUUUAAUCAGCGAGAAGAGAGGAUUGCAUUUGGCGUCUGCAUUUUCAUGGAAAACCGUUUGUGAUGCGAAACGAUGGGGAAAGCAUUAUGCCUUGGAGACAAAUAAGGUACGGUGGAGCAUGUUAAGGAUAAAGGCAUUUGCAACACUUGAAACAACGAGUGUGCCUAAGAACAACGGUGCAAAAGGCUGUCAAAGUGUGUUGAGAAUGGAUAUGGAUUCAGUUGGGUCGAAUUCCUCUGAUUCCCAGAUGGAAUCUUCAAGUGAAGAUUCGACAGAACUGGAUGAGAGGGAAAGGUUGAGAAGGAUGAAGAUUUCAGAAGCGAACAAAGGAAAAACACCAUGGAAUAAAGGGAGGACAGAACUGGAUGAGAGGGAAAAGUUGAGACGGAUGAAGAUUUCGGAAGCAAACAGAGGAAAAAGAGCAUGGAACAAAGGGAGGAAACAUAGCCCAGAAACAUUGCAGAAAAUCAAAGAGAGAACCUGGGUAGCAAUGCAAGAUCCUAAGGUCAAGAUGAAGCUUCUUACAGUGAGGGAUCCUCGAAGUAAGGAAACAAAGAUCAAAAUUGGAGUGGGGGUCCGGCUCGGCUGGGAAAGGCGACGCCAGAAGCUGAUGGUGCAAGAGACUUGCCACCACGAGUGGCAGAAUCUAAUUGCGUUGGCUGCCAAAGGGGGCCUUUCAGGAGAGAAGGAACUACAAUGGGACUCUUACCAAAUCUUGAACGAAGAAUUCGUCGGGGAGUGGCUCAAGAGCACUAAGCAGAAGAAAAGCGCACCAAAGGCAAGGAUUAAGGGGAACAUGCGGGCGCCCAAGUCGGCCGAGCAUAAGAGGAAGAUUGCUGAGGCCAUAGCGGCCAAGUGGGCGGAUCCUGUGAGCUUUUUAUUUCUAUGCAUUGAAUUUUGUUUUUGUGUUGACAUAUAUUGUGGUGAUGAUUUGAAAAGCUACACCCUUGAUAUUUAG